Prunus persica (peach) is the source of this 1255-nucleotide messenger RNA. RefSeq lists its product as uncharacterized. Lineage: Eukaryota; Viridiplantae; Streptophyta; Magnoliopsida; Rosales; Rosaceae. The record is from RefSeq and is a predicted model, not a curated record. The transcript has 2 exons. The coding region runs from base 297 to 1160 and encodes 287 amino acids.
UCAGGGAUGUUUUAUUGAGAGGGAGAGCUUCCUUCCUUUCUGUCUGUCUCUCUUUCUUGUUACUAUAACAGCUACUUCUACAUUUCUCUCUCUUCACAGCCAUUGAUUUGCUUAUCCGUGCAGAAUUCGCAGUUCAUCCUUUCCUCUUUUUUUUUUUGUAUAUUUCAUACAAACAAUACGGUGGAGGGUGGAUUCUAACACAUGCUCUCGGUGACAAUGAUAACUUUUUUUAACCACUUGAGCUACAAGUUUUUUGCAAUUCCCAGUUCAUCCUUAAUUUAGUGAUAGAAAGAGAGAUGGCUGAGCAGCAAAUUCAACAUUUCAGUCACAAGCAUCCAUUGAUAUUCAAGAAGGAGCAGAACGACAGUCGCUUGGUUUUUUGCUCAGUGUGCGAGGACCCAGUGCUUGGCUCAAGCUACACUUGCAACCAAUGCAGCCCUGCCUUCAUUCUCCAUAAAUCUUGUGCAGAUAAACUAACUCGUGAGAUACACAACCCGAUCCACCCCAAACACCCACUUUGUCUCCACCCACCCCAAAAUGGCAACUUCUGUAGUGACUGUAACCAACCAUGCAGCGGCUUCAUCUACUAUUGUCAUGUCUGUAAAUUCGGAAUAGACCUCAAAUGCGCUUCAAAGUGGGAAAACUACUGUCAUGACCACAAAUUCACCGUCCUGAAGAACCGUACUAUUAAAUUCACUUGUGAUGUCUGUGGCAAAGAUGGCAACGUCGACUUAUACCUCUGUGGCAUCUGCCAGCUCAUGGUGCAUAAGAAAUGCUCUUGGCUACCACGCCAUGUCAAAAUAGGAGACCACAAUCACAGACUCAAGCUCACCUGGCGCUUUGAAGACAUUUACCCCAAAAAGCAACGUUUCUGCUCCUUUUGCAAUAGACACAUGGACCAAAGCCGCGCUGUUUAUUAUUGUCAUGAAUGUUGCAGUCAUGUUGCCCACAAUACAUGCGCCAAAAUAAAUGCUCAAAUCACUGACGCCACCAAGGAGACCACUCCCGACGACGACCCCCAACAUAAGAACAACACCAAACAAAAUCAGAUCCAGCUGCGCAGAUCAACCAAACAAAAUCAGAACCAGCUGUUCAGAUCAACCAAACAAAGUCAGAACCAGCUGUGCAGAUCAACCAUUUUAGUCAUCAACAUCGCUUAACCCUCAUCACUGAUCAUCAUGAGGUAGAUAAAGAUAAAGAUAAUGAUCACCUUGAUGAUAGAAUAAAUACUUGUAAUGGUUGCAUGCGGCCCAUC